Messenger RNA from Wasmannia auropunctata (little fire ant), 1905 nucleotides. RefSeq lists its product as uncharacterized. The transcript is spliced from 3 exons. Lineage: Eukaryota; Metazoa; Arthropoda; Insecta; Hymenoptera; Formicidae. The record is from RefSeq and is a predicted model, not a curated record. The coding region runs from base 224 to 1270 and encodes 348 amino acids.
CGCUGCGUUUGCUUUGGCGCUUACAGCGCUCGCAGCAUCACCUCUCUCAUCCUUGUUUAUCAAAUGUUAAACAAGGACGAAGCUUAUGAACGUUGUAACCGCCAAAAUCGACGCAUCCGUAUUCCGUAGGACAACCGUCUAGAGAAGCAUUUUAUCAACGAAGGAGGAAACAAUAGAGCUAGUUUUAUAGUUUGUCUGACAAAAUCAUUAGAUUAUUUUCAUUAUGGACAAGAAUAAGAAGCAAAAGGUCUCUAAUUCUGAUAGAGAUUAUAAUUCAUUCGAAUUAUCUUCAUCUGAAUGUGAAACGCCGUCGAAAACUUCAAAUCUCCAAGCAGUAAAGGCUAUAACCUUAAGGCCAGGCCAGCCAAGACAGAUUCAAGAAAAGCCAUUAGGAAAACGAAUUAUACGAAUGGACACACCCAACAGUCAAGGAAGAACUUCCUCUUUGCCAUAUAAAAUCAUUUCGAGAUCGGAACCCGUAGUCGUCAAUCAAAAAAGAAAAGUUCCCUCAGACGAAUCAGGAGAAGAAGACGAGAAUCUAGGUGAGGACGAUGCUGACGUCGCUCCUGAUGUUUUCUCUCCAGAGAAAGAAAAGAAUGUUCCUCCAGAAUCCUCUAAAGAAACUGUUACUUCCGAAGAAAUCAAAUGGUACCCGUAUAAAGACACCGAUACAGCUGAGGGAAAGAUCACAAAGCUUUAUCUUCGAGCUCUGUCUGAUGCAGCUUUUAAUGAAGUUGAAGUUUUCAGAUUUCUAUCUGUAGCCGAAGCUAAUCAUAAGAACAUUAGUUGCGAGAAAACAAUCAGAGUAUGGAAAAGAUUGAGCACCGUAAUCACCACGUGCUCUCGACUUGAACUUAAUGAAGUUGCUUGUGAUAUUGCUUCCUAUUUGAGAUAUAAUCCAGAGUCACUUUCUCCCUAUUUAAAAUGCUUUGGAAGAGUCAUGCCUCACAUCAAACCAACAUCUGACACUCCGACAAAUAUUGAAGGGAAACAGAUAACUGUUAUCUCUACUUUAGAAAUACUAUUAAAAAUUAAAUCUCUUCAAGACGAGACAUUAAAAUAUAUUAAAGAACAAAAACAGGACUCUCCAAGUCUUGUCACUUUACACAAGAUGAUGGAAUCUAUACAAGCCAAACAAACUUUUAUGAUCUCAAAAUUAGAUCUUACGUUCUCACGGUUACCAGGACCAAGUCAACAACUAACCAUUCCAACGGUUUCAAGUCUUGGGGUCACAGUACCACGAACCAUUCAAGUGAAGAGACCAACAUAAGAGAUGAAGAUACAGGACCUUACAGAAUCAGGUCAUUCAUCCGGCAGCAGUUCGAGAAAUGAUUUUGAAUCUGAUCAAGAAAAAUUAUUAAACAAGAUUGUCACCCAACCUAGAAGGCCUUUAUUCUAGAAACAGGAGUUGUAAAAGAUUCAAGAUUCUAAAAGAACUGUGUCAGGGAAUCUCAAACGUUACCAAUAGACUUAAACUUAAUUCUUUUAAUUGCUAUUUUUUUAAUUACAUAUCAAUAAGUGCCAAAUAUGCAAAACUAUAAUCUUUAACGAAAUGAAAAUACUUAGUUUGUUAUGUUCAUUCUUUCAAAAUUUACAUUCGAGUUGAUUUAUUUUUAUUUUAUUUUAUGGAAUAUAUAUAUAUUUUAAGUUGUCUACUUGACAAAUAAAUAUAGACAACGUAGAUAAAACGUAAACAGAUAGAUAUAAGUACGUAUUAUACGUUAAACAAUAGAUGUAUGUAGCCGUAUAGGAGAAAACAAGACUAUAUAAAGCUUUUAUAUUUUUCAUAACAAAAAAAAUAGAGCGAAGAUUAUGUUACUUUACCCAGCGAUGUAUUGCAUGCUUGUAUACACGCUAAAUAUGUACAAUUUGGCUAAUAAACUGAUUUAACUGUAGAAUAAACAA